AUGAGCAAUGACGAAUUGCACAAGAAAAAGCAAUGGACAACCUCAUGUGCAAACCAAUAUAACGAGAUAUAUGCGGAAAUUUUAAAUUCCUUCGACACUCGCGAGGUGCCGCUAAUCGAUCCCGAACUAGACGGGGCGUUAUGGUUCGGGGUUAACGAUAAAGAUUUGAGGAAAAAAUUUACAGCAAUAAUAACGUCAAAUUUUCCUCAACUCUACUACUGUUGGACGGUGGUACCGGACAACAUCAAACGUUCUUGGUGGCAUUCGUUCAUCCAAUCUUUUCGGUGGAAAAAAAAGCACACCGAUAAAGUUUACAAAGAGUUCAACCAGCUGGGUAUGCAGCGGUUGAAACAAAUGAUGAACAAUGCCAAACGUCGUCAUCAGCUGCAUGGACUGCCACCGGAAUGGGCAACAAAUGACUUGUACCAGCAGCUUCUUUCGCAUUGGAACUCAGACCAUUUCAAGAACAAGAGUUCCAAGGCGAAACAAAGUCGUCUGUCCCAAAAAUUCGAGGGUGAUGGGCCUCAUCGUCAUACCUCCGGUGCUAAAUCAUUCAAGAAGAGGCAAAAAGAGAUGGUAUUUACUUAA
This is a messenger RNA of Tarenaya hassleriana, 588 nucleotides long. RefSeq lists its product as uncharacterized. Bases 1 to 588 code for a protein of 195 amino acids. Lineage: Eukaryota; Viridiplantae; Streptophyta; Magnoliopsida; Brassicales; Cleomaceae. The record is from RefSeq and is a predicted model, not a curated record. The transcript is spliced from 4 exons.